Messenger RNA from Nothoprocta perdicaria, 2254 nucleotides. RefSeq names its product coiled-coil domain containing 149 (gene CCDC149). Lineage: Eukaryota; Metazoa; Chordata; Aves; Tinamiformes; Tinamidae. Bases 145 to 1749 code for a protein of 534 amino acids. The record is from RefSeq and is a predicted model, not a curated record. The transcript is spliced from 14 exons.
GCCCAGCGCAGCGAGAGCGACUGGCAGGGGCUGCUGAGCGAGUACCUGGUGUGUAAGCGGAAGCUGGAAAGCAAGAAGGAGGCCUUGCUCAUCCUUUCCAAAGAGCUGGACACCUGUCAACAGGAACGAGACCAGUACCAGCUCAUGGCCAACCAGCUGCGGGAACGGCACCAGUCUCUGAAAAAGAAGUACCGGGAGCUGAUUGAUGGGGACCCAUCUCUUCCCCCUGAAAAGAGGAAACAGGCAAAUCUUGUUCAGCUACUGAGUGAGGCUCAAGAUCGAAACAAACGUCUUGGCGAAGAGAUUAGAGAACUUCAGCAGAGACUGGGAGAAGUGCAAGGGGACAAUAAGCUCCUUCGGAUGACAAUAGCAAAGCAGAGAGUUGGAGGUGAAGAGCUUGGGGCUCGCUACUUUGCAGCACAUGAACGUGAAGACCUCGUUGGACAACUGGAGAAAGCUCGAGAACAAACUGAGUCUCUGAGACUUGAUCUUCAGUCUGCACUGGAUGAACUAGAGGAUUUGAAAGAUGAACGCUCGUUUUACCAAGAUAAGGCUGACAGACUAAACCAAGAACUUAAUCAUGUCUUAGGAGGGCAUGAAAACCGCAUCAUUGACAUAGAUGCUUUGUGUAUGGAGAACAGAUAUCUUCAGGAGAGGAAAAUCAACCUUCAAGAAGAAAUAAACCUUCUUAAGUCUAAUAUUACUAAAUACAAGAAUGCACUAGAGAGGCGAAAAAAUUCGAAGACUCAGGGUAGAUCGAGUAGCAGUGCUCUGACUGGAGUCCUUUCUGCAAAGCAAGUCCAAGAACUCUUGUCGGAGGAUCAAGGCUGCAGCCUGCCAGUCACACCGCAGUCCAUUUCAGAUCUCAAAUCACUGGCCACUGCGUUGCUGGAGACUAUCCAUGAGAAAAACAUGAUCAUACAACACCAAAGACAAACCAACAAAAUUCUAGGUAAUCGAGUGGAAGAACUAGAAAAGAAGUUAAGGACUUUGGAAAUUGCUGGCUUGUGGAGUCUUCCAGGCCUGAGCUACAAUGUCUCAGUGGGAUUUGGGAGUGGAAAGGAUACUAUAACAUUCAACGAUCCAAAUUUGCCUGUUAUGCAGCGGUCUAGGUCACCCUUGUUAGCAUCUACAGACAAGUCACAGCAAACUAAAGUACCAGCAGAGCAAAAGGGAGAACGUGAUGAAACUUGUGCUGUUGCAAGAGAAACUGAUAAAGAGGAAAAUGAUAAAGAUUCUGUCAAUUCCCCAGCAAACUUAAAUAACCAAAAUAAACAUUUUUAUCCUGCAUUACCUCAAUUACCUUCUGAGGAAGGAGAAAUAAGCAACCUUGGAAGUCAAGUAAAUGAAUUGCCAGAAAAACAGGACGUUGCAGAACUGGAAGGGAAGGGAGCAGAAAAGCCAGCAGGGGUGGAGAACACAUUAGUUGGGCCUGAGCUUAAUGGUUCUUCUGAGGGAGAGCUCCCUAUAUCCAGCUCCGGCCGAUCCGAGUCCGCAGAUCCCUCAGCCUCGGAGAAUGAACAGGCAGCUGAGGCUGACCUCCUAAAAGAGAGCAACUGUGAAGUGAUGAAAGAAAAAGGGAAUCAAAAUAGCAGCACCAUGGAUCUUGAGGGCCCUGGAAGGCUUGGAGGUCUCCAUGUCACAGCUGCUCACACAAGUAACAGCCCUGAGGAGCAACCUGAAUCUGAAGGCAAGAAGCCAUCCAGUCCUGCUGAAAACUCUGAAUAUUUGGAUAACAGUUUGGCUUGAGGAAGCUGCAGGGAGUUUCUUCACCAGAGAAGCCCACGUGCUGGAGCUCUAGAGGAGGCCUCCCCGGAGAGGCCAGAAGCCCUUCCCUGACCUGCAGCUGCAGUUCCCAUGUGCCGUGGGCAGCAGGGACAGCCUGUCCACCCGCUUGGCUCUCGGGCCACCGCUCGGGAUCGCGCUCCUCAACCUCGAGCUGUUGGAACAGCCCGUGGGCUGCGUGACCGGCGCUCGCUUCCAGCCUGCUCCGUUUCUGCCCUUGCUUUGAAAGGAGUCAAGGCCUUCCUAUUUUCUCCUGGUUUGGAAUUUGGGAUAAUUCUCCGUUUCACCCACAGUUCGCCAAUCUUGGGUAGAGUAGGAGGCUGAUUUCAUUUGCUGUGGCUUCUUUAUCCCUCUUCCCUUGCUGAUGUUGAGCUGCAAGAAAACCCUGCAGUGCUAACGGGGGAGGGAGGGGGCUGCUGUGGCCGUCCCCAGCUCCCUCCUGGUGCUGGAGCCGAGCCACUCUGCUCCC